This is a messenger RNA of Sinocyclocheilus grahami, 1787 nucleotides long. RefSeq names its product rho-related BTB domain-containing protein 3. Lineage: Eukaryota; Metazoa; Chordata; Actinopteri; Cypriniformes; Cyprinidae. Gene Ontology annotation, molecular function: protein binding. The coding region runs from base 468 to 1784 and encodes 438 amino acids. The transcript has 10 exons. The record is from RefSeq and is a predicted model, not a curated record.
UGCGGUGUGGACAGCAAGUGUCCACGUCCCUCCGAUCGUUUGCUGAGUCAGGAGGCACCCACUCGCGCUGCUCUCUUUUGCUUUCCUCUAUAUUCUUAUCUCAUUGACCCAUGAGCUUUGACUUUAUGCUCAAGUGACGUCUGAUUUCAGAGCUCAGAUCCCGCCAUGCGUCCCGGGAAGCGCCGGAUCCCUGUUUUCGGUGGAGUAUGAACUUGUCUCCUCUACCGCAGGAUCCACUGGAUCGUUUCUGCCUGGAUGUGUGUGUUUACAGUCGGAUCGUUGCGCACCUGACACUCUUUCACUUUGCCAGCGCGUGUUUAAUGAAUGAACCGUUCGAUUUUUCAUUCUGCUGAGGGAUUGUACCGUGUCCGACCUUCAUUGCGGAAAACAGCCGGAGACUGAUGUGAAAGCCCGCCGCUGAAGUACGUGCUCCCCGAGCCUUGAUCCAGUGGACGGUUGUUGUGAUCAUGUCUGUCCACAUAGUGGCCCUUGGUAGCGAGUGUCCUGGGGGCGUCGGGCCUGGGGACGAGACGACCGGCCCGGGACAGAUCCAAGGUGGCUUGUUGUGGAGUUACCUGGGCCACGGAGCUCGGGAAUUGGAUCCAAACUCAGUGACGCCAUCAAGGCAUCCCUUGAACCCUGCGUUUAUGGAGUACCAGUCCAGAGUGUUCGGGGAUGUCAGAGUGAUGGUGCGGGAUUGUCCCAGUUGGGACCUUUUGGACAGCGACUGGGCGAGCGUCCGGAGCGUUCUGGAGCAGGCCGACAUCGUGGUCAUUAAGUACUCGGUCAACGACAAGCUGGCCUUUCAGCAGGUCCGAAACGUCUACGCCCCAAGACUUCGCCCUCUUUUUCGACACUGGGGUGUUCCUGUGAUUCUGGUAGCCGUGGGGGCGAGGCUAAAUGAUGAAGGCCCACCGUGCACAUGUCCUCUGUGUGCGUCCGACUGGAGCAGCUGUGUGCCCCACAGUGAGGGGCUCCAGCUGUCCAGGGACCUGGGGGCCACUUACCUGGAGCUGCCCUCUCUAAACAACUUUUUUGUGGAUCGUUACUUUGGCAGUGUGCUGGAAUACUUCAUGAUUCAGUGUCUGAAGCAGAAAGCCAAAGAACGGCCAGACAAACGGCGGGGUCACAGGUUUAACGAGCCCCGCCCCCCUCAUUUGGACCAGCCAGGUUAUGUCAGUCUCAACGCGCAUUGGGCCUGGGAAUGGGAAUACCUGGAGGAAGCUAUUGCUGAAAAACUGAAGAACCCUUUGGCCGUAGCCCAGCUGAUUGACAGGAUACGCUCAUUCGUUGGAAGAGAAAAGAGGUCAGCUGUGCGUCUGCUUGCAGGAAGCGUGCUGCCAGCGCACAGAGCCGUGCUUGUGGCCCGCUGUGAUGUUAUGGCUGCCAUGUUCAGUGGGAAAUAUGCAGAAGCACGAAGUCGUGUGGUGCCAAUACAUGGAGUCUCGUCUGAUACCUUUCUAGCUUUCCUGGAGUACCUCUACACUGACACCUGCUGUCCAGCUAGUGUGCUGCAGGCCAUGGCUGUGCUCGUCUGCGCAGAGAUGUACCAGGUGAAACGGCUGCAGCACCUGUGUGAAGUGUGUGUCUGCGCGUAUCUUCAGAGUAUGCCCAGUCGAGAGCUAGCGUCUACGGGCAUCGGUGUGAUUCGCUUACUGAGGAGAGCAAAGUGUCACAACGCUGACCAGCUCUAUGUCUGGCUCCUCCAUUUCAUUGCCAAUAACUACCUGAUCUUCAGUCACAAGCCUGACUUCCUGGAGCUAUCAGGUGAGCCGUCCGUUUGACCA